CAGUGAAUUAGGACCAAAACUUCACUCCCAGAAAAAAAAAAAAAAAAAAUCACCUUCCCCUGAAUCUUCCUCGGAUUUCACUGGACCACUGGCCGGCUUCAAGAACUACUACUAUAAGUAAGCGCGCACACAUUCUCUCCGCUCUCAUCAAAAACCCACUUCUUUCGGCUUCGGGAUCUCUGUUCCCAGCAUCGGUUACGGGCCACAUGAUUUUUUCCUGGAACUUCGAUUCUCCGAUCCGAUUUUCGUGGUCAGAUACGAAAGGCCCCCGGAUUUCCGUUUCUUUUGAGGGACUUUGAUUCUGUUCUUUAAAUCUAUCUGCCUUUUGGUUUUCUAGUUCGUGUUUUUUUUUUUUUGAUCGGUGAGAGUGAGGAAAAAAUGGGAGUGAAAGUUGUUAGGGCCACUUUACAAUGGUCUCAGCCCUCCCUUCCUCAUUCUCCUUCCUCCCCUCAAACCCUAGCUCCCACAUUCUCAUCCCCUUCCCUCAAGCGAAGUUGUUCCAGCGACGGAGCUCUUGCAAUCCGAUGUUUUCAGAAGCUAGACCAAUCGCCCCUGUUUGGAACGGAGAUUUACACGUCUCGAUCUUGUGUUCGCCCGAAUCCGAGACGUCGAACUAUCCGACGAGCUACCAGUGCCGGAUUUGACUCGUUUUCGGAUGAAGAGUUCUCGAAAAAGAUUCAAGAAUUGGCCACGAGAUUCCAAGUAUCCGACGAUGAAAACGAUAGCCGGACCACUGAAUCGUCUGUUUCUUCUACAAAAGCCUAUAGUGGUAUCGAAAUCGCAGAGAAUCAGAGACUGUUUGAACCGCCUGAUUGGCCGGGGAGCAUGGAGUGGAAGGCGAACAGCGUGGAACUACCGGUCUCGCUUCGGAUGAUAAAGAGGAAGAAGCAAUGCCAAGAAGGGCUGAGAGGAUCAGGGGAUUACUCCGCGUGUUGCUCUGUCAACAAGGCUUUUUCCUCGAUGGUUUUCAUAAUACGAGAGCUCCAUAGCUUCACCCUGCAAAUGAGCGAAAGGCUUUCGUGCGUACAAGACCUGCAGGGGGUUCUGGCACGCGUGCAGAGCGAAAUCCACGCUUCGUUCGUGUGGCUGUUCCAGCAGGUUUUCUCGCACACGCCGACUCUCAUGGUGUACAUGAUGAUCUUACUGGCGAAUUACAGUGUGUAUUCGAUGAGCGGCAAUGUCGCCAUUGCUGCACCGGUCCCGCUAACAUCUCAUGCUGCUACGAUGGAGUCCGUUUCGGUUUACGAAGAUUCUAGUCAUCAUAAGCAGCAAAAGUUUGAUUCUUCUAAAAUCAAAACGUUUUCAAUUUCGUCUUCCAGUGGAAAGACGACCUCAAUCGGAGCAAACGACGGUGGAGGAGGGAAAUUCCGGCCAACUGCGAGUAAUACAGAUGGUGAGGGGCGUUUUGAUGACUCAACUUUAUUGAACUAUCAUCGUACUGUACUUCCCGAGACGACGACGGAGGGGGAAUCGGUAUCGGGACAAGUGACGAGUGAAGAGGAGUUGGGAGUAUGGCAUUCGAUAGUGGAAGAAGCAGCGAGGAUGCAGGGGGAGUUGAGGGACGAGUCAUUGGAUCACGAAACGAUGCAGAGGUUCGUUUCACCGGUGACGGCGAAGACAGAAGCGGAUGAGUAUGCGGAGUACGUGAGAACAGAGACGUUGUAUCAAAAGGGAUUGGAUGAAGACCCCAAUAACCCUCUUCUUCUUGCCAAUUACGCCCAGUUCCUCUACCUCGUCGUGAACGACUACGAUGGUGCUGAGGAGUACUUCAAGAGAGCGGUUAAGGUGGAGCCGCCGGAUGCGGAGGCGUUGAGCAAGUACGCUAGCUUCCUGUGGCAAGCAAGGAAGGAUCUGUGGGCGGCGGAGGAGACGUAUCUAGAGGCCAUCGCGGCUGACUCCGGCAACUCCUACUACGCGGCUAACUAUGCUCACUUCCUGUGGAGUACCGGCGGCGAAGACACAUGCUUCCCUUUAGACAACAACACGAACAAGGCUUGAAUCCCAAAAAUAACCAAAGAUGACUGCAGAAGAAGAAAAAAUGCGUUAUGGGGCACAGUUUCUUUUAGUUUGUCAUUACAAUGCAAGUCCAGUCACACGAUCAGGCCCCGUCAAAGAUACAGUUUGCUUGACCUUGUUCUGUAGGAUUAGGUUUUCUUUGAGUUGCUAUGCGUGGCGGAAAGAUAAAUAACCACAAAAUCUUGGUCACCCACCUUCAUUGCCUACCGUGUGUUUAUUUAAUCAUCAAUGAAGUAUAACAAUUGCAAAGGAAAAUAAGAAAGAGAAUUUUUUUUUGGGUA
This is a messenger RNA of Rhododendron vialii, 2297 nucleotides long. RefSeq lists its product as uncharacterized. The record is from RefSeq and is a predicted model, not a curated record. NCBI's taxonomy places the organism in Eukaryota, Viridiplantae, Streptophyta, Magnoliopsida, Ericales, Ericaceae. Bases 379 to 1998 code for a protein of 539 amino acids. Gene Ontology annotation, molecular function: protein binding. The transcript has 3 exons.